AUGGGGGCCCCCCCGGCCCCCCCCGGGCCCCCCCCGGGCCCCCCAAGACACGGGGGGGCCCCGCCCCCCCCCACUGUGAACCCCAAAAUCCGGGGGGGGCCCCGCCCCCCUCCCCCGCCCCCUCCGGAGGGGCCGAACGGAGCCGAGCGGAGCCGAACCCGAGGCCGAGCGGAGCCGAACGGGAGCCGAACCCGAGGCCGGGCAGAGCCGAACGGAGCCGAACCCGGGCCCGAGCGGAGCCGAACGGAGCCGAACCCGAGGCCGGGCAGAGCCGAGCGGGAGCCGAACCCGAGGCCGGGCAGAGCCGAGCGGGAGCCGAAUCCGGGCCCGAGCGGAGCCGAACGGAGCCGAGCGGAGCCGAACCCGAGGCCGGGCAGAGCCGAGCGGGAGCCGAAUCCGAGGCCGGGCAGAGCCGAGCGGAGCCGAAUCCGGGCCCGAGCGGAGCCGAACGGAGCCGAACCCGAGGCCGGGCAGAGCCGAACGGGAGCCGAAUCCGGGCCCGAGCGGAGCCGAACGGAGCCGAGCGGAGCCGAACCCGAGGCCGGGCAGAGCCGAGCGCGGCCGAACCGGGGCCGGGCGCAUCCGAACCGUUCCGAACGGGAUCCGAACGCACCCGAACCGAGCCCGACCGCAUCCGAAGCGGUGCCGAAGCGGUGCCGAAGCCGAGCCGAGCGGAGCCGAGCGGAGCCGAGCGCGGGCGGGGGCGCGGGGCCCCGGCGGCCGCUGGAGCGAUGCUGA
Messenger RNA from Agelaius phoeniceus (red-winged blackbird), 738 nucleotides. The record is from RefSeq and is a predicted model, not a curated record. Lineage: Eukaryota; Metazoa; Chordata; Aves; Passeriformes; Icteridae.